Molecule: messenger RNA, 1540 nt
Organism: Aethina tumida (small hive beetle)
Lineage: Eukaryota; Metazoa; Arthropoda; Insecta; Coleoptera; Nitidulidae
Source: the annotation of a RefSeq genome assembly
AUUUUAUCGAAUAAAUGGCUCUUCUCUACUAAUCACAAAGAUAUUGGAACUUUAUAUUUCAUUUUUGGUAUUUGAUCAGGCAUAGUAGGAACUUCAUUAAGACUCCUAAUUCGAACUGAAUUAGGAAAUCCUGGGUCAUUAAUUGGAAAUGACCAAAUUUACAAUGUUAUUGUUACAGCUCACGCUUUCAUUAUAAUUUUCUUUAUAGUAAUACCAUUUAUAAUUGGCGGAUUCGGAAACUGAUUAGUUCCAUUAAUAUUAGGAGCCCCUGAUAUAGCUUUCCCUCGAAUGAAUAAUAUAAGAUUUUGACUUUUACCACCAUCCCUUUCUCUUCUACUUAUAAGAAGAAUUGUAGAAAGAGGAGCAGGAACAGGAUGAACAGUGUACCCUCCACUUUCAUCUAAUAUCGCUCAUGGUGGAUCUUCAGUUGAUUUAGCUAUUUUUAGACUUCACUUAGCAGGUAUUUCUUCUAUUUUAGGUGCAGUAAAUUUUAUUACUACUGUAAUUAAUAUGCGACCCUCAGGCAUAACCUUUGAUCGAAUACCUUUAUUUGUUUGAGCUGUAGUAAUUACAGCUAUCCUUCUUCUACUUUCAUUACCUGUAUUAGCAGGAGCUAUUACUAUACUACUAACAGAUCGAAAUCUAAAUACUACUUUCUUCGACCCAUCAGGAGGGGGUGAUCCAAUCCUAUACCAACACUUAUUUUGAUUCUUCGGACACCCAGAAGUUUAUAUUUUAAUUCUACCAGGAUUUGGUAUAAUUUCACACAUUAUUAGACAAGAAAGAGGAAAAAAGGAAGCCUUUGGAACUUUAGGAAUAAUUUACGCAAUAAUAGCAAUUGGUUUAUUAGGAUUUGUAGUUUGAGCACAUCAUAUAUUUACAGUAGGAAUAGACGUUGAUACUCGAGCCUAUUUCACUUCUGCUACAAUAAUUAUUGCUGUUCCUACUGGAAUUAAAAUUUUUAGAUGAUUAGCUACUCUUCAUGGUACACAAAUUACUUACAGCCCAGUAACUCUAUGAGCAUUAGGAUUUGUAUUUUUAUUUACCGUAGGUGGAUUAACAGGAGUAGUUCUAGCUAACUCAUCUAUUGACAUUAUUCUACAUGAUACUUACUACGUAGUAGCCCAUUUCCAUUAUGUAUUAUCUAUAGGAGCAGUAUUUGCUAUUAUAGCCGGAUUUGUUCAAUGAUUCCCAUUAAUUACAGGAUUAACUUUAAAUAGAAAUUAUUUAAAAAUUCAAUUCUUUGUAAUAUUUAUUGGAGUUAAUUUAACCUUUUUCCCACAACAUUUCUUAGGGUUAAGAGGAAUACCUCGACGAUACUCUGAUUACCCUGAUGCAUAUACUCUAUGAAAUAUAAUUUCAUCUAUUGGAUCUUUAAUUUCCUUAGUUAGAGUAUUAUUCUUAAUUUUUAUUAUUUGAGAAGCAUUAUCAGUUAAACGAAAAAAUCUAUCAUCCUUUAGAAUAAAUACAUCUAUUGAAUGAUUACAAUUUUAUCCCCCAGCUGAACAUAGAUAUGAUGAACUGCCUAUAUUAACUAAUU